Messenger RNA from Asterias rubens (European starfish), 507 nucleotides. RefSeq names its product lectin BRA-3-like. The transcript has a single exon. Lineage: Eukaryota; Metazoa; Echinodermata; Asteroidea; Forcipulatida; Asteriidae. Bases 1 to 507 code for a protein of 168 amino acids. The record is from RefSeq and is a predicted model, not a curated record.
AUGAAAAUCUCCGGUGUUUCCCUCAUUGUUCUGGCCGUAUUCUGCUGCCGUCGUUUGGCUGCGAUCUGCCCGCCUGGAUGGCAAGAAUUUGGCGAGUCUUGCUAUGCAGGGCUUCCCGGUAAGCCAUGGUCGAAAGCUAAUCUUACUUGUACCGAGUUACAAGCAACCCUUGCUGUGCCGAACUCUAAAGCCGAAAACUAUUACAUCUGGGGAUUCUUUGAGCCCAGAGUAGAUAUGUGGCUUGGCUGUAGCGACUUGGACAUGGAUGGAAACUGGACUUGUCUCUUCGGAGGGGAGUCAAGUGGCUUUCAGAAUUGGGGAAUAAACCAACCAGAUGGCAAUAAAGGCGAAGGAAAACCCGUUUGUGCAUGUACAACCGGAAGCAAAACCUGGGAUGAUCGGCCGUGUGGAAAGGGUUACCGCGCAGUCUGCAAGCGCCCGGUGCGCCACCCAGGAUUCUGCCUUGAGACGGGUCGUGAUGGUCGCCUUAUCGCCCCCAGUGUCUGA